This is a messenger RNA of Saimiri boliviensis boliviensis (Bolivian squirrel monkey), 2481 nucleotides long. RefSeq names its product semenogelin-2. The record is from RefSeq and is a predicted model, not a curated record. Gene Ontology annotation, biological process: coagulation; negative regulation of flagellated sperm motility; sperm capacitation. Gene Ontology annotation, cellular component: extracellular exosome; extracellular region. NCBI's taxonomy places the organism in Eukaryota, Metazoa, Chordata, Mammalia, Primates, Cebidae.
GUAAUUUAAGCUCCACCCAUGGCACAUGCACUCAAGAAAAAUAUAAAUGACAAGGUCCACUCAGCUCUCAGACAAGGUUUUCCAAGCAAGAUGAAGCCCAUCAUCUUCUUCGUACUUUCCUUGCUCCUCAUCCUGGAGAAGCAAGCAGCUGUGAUGGGACAAAAAGGUGGAUCAAAAGGCCAAUUACCAGGUGAAUCUCCCCAAUUUCCACACGGACAAAAUGGCCUGCAGUAUUCUGCACAAAAAGGCAAACAGCAUGCUGAAUCCAAAGGCAGUGUUUCUACUGAACACAUGUUUCAUGUAGAUGUCCACGAUCAUGACCAGACCCGAAGAAGUAAGCAAUAUGACUUGAAUGCCCAAAAUAAAAAGACAAAAUCAGAAAAACAUCCAGGUGGACAUCAAGAACUAUUCAAUCAUAAGCAAGAAGGCAGAGAGCAUGGGAAAUCAAAAGGUGAUUUUCACGUGGUAGUUAUACACCAUAAAGGAGGCCACGCUUCUCAUGGGACACAAAAUCCUUCUCAAGAUCGGGGAAGUAGCACAUCUGGAAAGGGAAAAUACAGUCAAGAUUCAAACACAAAAGAAAGCCUACUGGCUACUGGACAAGGUAAAGAACAAGAUUUCGUCUCUGGUGUACAAAGAAAUAGAAAACAAGGUGGAUCUCAACGCAGUGCUGUUCUCCACACUGAAGAUCAAGUACGUAACAAAAAAACUGAGACUCUAAAUUAUCUUCAAAAUAAAGGGAGUUACCCAAAUGUGUAUGAAAUGAAACAGAAACAUUCAAGUAAAGUGCAAACCUUACUCUAUUCUUCACAAAAAGACAGACUCCAACAUGGAUCCAAUGACGUUUUUUCUAUGAAUCAAAAGCAGACAAGAAAUACCAAUCAAGAUGAAGAGCAUGGCCAGACGGCACAUAAGAGGUCCUGCCAACGUUCAAGUACAGAAAUAAGACGACUUACUCAUGGAGAAACGGUCAUAGAGAAAGAUGCAUCCGAAGGCAGUACUUCUAAGAAAACUGAAAAUAAAAUACAUGACAAGCUUCAAAACCAGGUAACAAUUCUUAAUCAAGAUCAACGGUCUGGCCAAGAUGCAAAAGGAAAUUAUGGCCAAUCUGCAGAUAAAGAAAAAGACCUACUCAGUCGUGAACAAAAACGCAGACACCAACACGGAUCUCAUGGGGGAUUGGAUGUUGUAAUCAUAGACCACGAAGCUAAUAAUGAUCAUCAUUCGACACAACCUCCACCCAUGGUAAGCCCACUCAAGGAAGAUAUAAAUGAAGAGAACCACUCGGCUCUCAGACAAGGUUUUCCAAGCAAGAUGAAGCCCAUCAUCUUCUUCGUACUUUCCUUGCUCCUCAUCCUGGAGAAGCAAGCAGCUGUGAUGGGACAAAAAGGUGGAUCAAAAGGCCAAUUACCAGGUGAAUCUCCCCAAUUUCCACACGGACAAAAUGGCCUGCAGUAUUCUGCACUAAAAGGCAAACAGCAUGCUGAAUCCAAAGGCAGUGUUUCUACUGAACACAUGUUUCAUGUAGAUGUCCACGAUCAUGACCAGACCCGAAGAAGUAAGCAAUAUGACUUGAAUGCCCAAAAUAAAAAGACAAAAUCAGGUGGACAUCAAGAACUAUUCAAUCAUAAGCAAGAAGGCAGAGAGCAUGGGAAAUCAAAAGAUGAUUUUCACAUGGUAGUUAUACACCAUAAAGGAGGCCACGCUUCUCAUGGGACACAAAAUCCUUCUCAAGAUCGGGGAAGUAGCACAUCUGGAAAGGGAAAAUACAGUCAAGAUUCAAACACAAAAGAAAGCCUACUGGCUACUGGACAAGGUAAAGAACAAGAUUUCGUCUCUGGUGUACAAAGAAAUAGAAAACAAGGUGGAUCCCAAAGCAGUGCUGUUCUCCACACUGAAGAUCAAGUACGUAACAAAAAAACUGAGACUCUAAAUUAUCUUCAAAAUAAAGGGAGUUACCCAAAUGUGUAUGAAAUGAAACAGAAACAUUCAAGUAAAGUGCAAACCUCAUUCUAUUCUUCACAAAAAGACAGACUCCAACAUGGAUCCAAUGAUGUUUUUUCUAUGAAUCAAAAGCAGACAAGAAAUACCAAUCAAGAUGAAGAGCAUGGCCAGACGGCACAUAAGAGGUCCUGCCAACGUUCAAGUACAGAAAUAAGACGACUUACUCAUAGAGAAACGGUCAUAGAGAAAGAUGCAUCCAAAGACAGUACUUCUAAGAAAACUGAAAAUAAAAUACAUGACAAGCUUCAAAACCAGGUAACAAUUCUUAAUCAAGAUCAACGGUCUGGCCAAGAUGCAAAAGGAAAUUAUGGCCAAUCUGCAGAUAAAGAAAAAGGCCUACUCAGUCGUGAACAAAAACGCAGACACCAACACGGAUCUCAUGGGGGAUUGGAUGUUGUAAUCAUAGACCACGAAGCUAAUAAUGAUCAUCAUUCAACACAACGUCGUGGCAACAACCAAAGAUCAAUAUUGACAUAG